This is a messenger RNA of Lagenorhynchus albirostris (white-beaked dolphin), 1047 nucleotides long. It is a transcript of the gene CCNO, whose product is annotated as cyclin O. The record is from RefSeq and is a predicted model, not a curated record. Gene Ontology annotation, biological process: regulation of cyclin-dependent protein serine/threonine kinase activity; mitotic cell cycle phase transition. The transcript has 3 exons. Gene Ontology annotation, cellular component: cytoplasm; centrosome; cyclin-dependent protein kinase holoenzyme complex. Lineage: Eukaryota; Metazoa; Chordata; Mammalia; Artiodactyla; Delphinidae. Gene Ontology annotation, molecular function: cyclin-dependent protein serine/threonine kinase regulator activity. Bases 1 to 1047 code for a protein of 348 amino acids.
AUGGUGACCCCCUGCUCCACCAGCCCCGUGAGUCCCGCCGCCCGGGCUGGGAGGCGGGACGACCGGAACCUCCGUGCCCCGGUGAAGAAGAGCAGGCGCCCACGCCUCCGGAGGAAGCAGCCGCUGCAGCCGCUGAACCCCUGCCCGCUACCCGGAGACUCUGGCGUCUGCGACCUGUUCGAGUCCCCCAGCUCCGGCUCGGAUGGUGCAGACAGCCCCGCGGCGCGAGGCUGCAGCCCCCUACCCGGUCCUGCCCAGCAGCUGGUGCAACUUGAUCUACAGACCUUCCGCGACUACGGUCAGAGCUGCUACGCCUUCCGCAAGGCGCGGGAAAGCCACUACCACCCGCGGGAGUCAUUGGCGCGGCAGCCACAAGUAACGGCGGAAUCCCGCUGUAAGCUGCUCAGCUGGCUAAUCCCCGUGCACCGCCGGUUCGGCCUCUCCUUCGAGUCGCUGUGCCUGACGGUGAACACUCUGGACCGCUUCCUUAUCACCACGCCUGUGGCUGCAGACUGCUUCCAGCUGCUCGGGGUCACGUCCCUGCUCAUCGCUUGCAAACAGGUGGAGGUGCACCCGCCGCUCGUGAAGCAGCUCCUGGCCCUGUGCUGCGGCGCCUUCUCCCGGCAGCAGCUCUGCAACCUCGAGUGCAUCGUGCUGCACAAACUGCACUUCAGCCUGGGCGCGCCGACCAUCAGCUUCUUCCUGGAGCAUUUCACGCACGCACGCGUGGAGGCCGGGCAGGCAGAGGUGUCCGAAGCCCUGGAAGCGCAAGCCCUGGCGCGCGGGGUGGCGGAGCUGAGCCUGGCUGACUACGCUUUCACCAGCUACACCCCCUCCCUGCUGGCCGUCUGUUGCCUGGCGCUGGCAGACCGUAUGCUGCAGCUCCCUCGCCCGAUGGACUUGCGCCUGGGCGGGCACCCCGAGGCGGCGCUGCAGGACUGCCUGAGCAAGCUGCAGCUACUGGUGGCCAUAAACAGAACGUCCCUGACUCACAUGCUGCCCCUCCAGAUCUGCGAGAAGUGCAGCCUGUCCCCGAGCUUGAAAUGA